Molecule: messenger RNA, 2090 nt
Organism: Hippocampus zosterae (dwarf seahorse)
Lineage: Eukaryota; Metazoa; Chordata; Actinopteri; Syngnathiformes; Syngnathidae
Gene: mat1a
Product: methionine adenosyltransferase I, alpha
Exons: 10
Coding region: 276-1439 (387 amino acids)
Biological process (GO): S-adenosylmethionine biosynthetic process
Cellular component (GO): cytosol
Molecular function (GO): methionine adenosyltransferase activity; ATP binding
Source: RefSeq, a predicted model, not a curated record
UGUGUUGGUCCAUGUAUCUAUAUAAAGGAACAUGUGGACUCGGAUGUGGAGUUUAGUAGCUCAAAACUCGUGUUGGCUGCCUCGCUCUCCGUAGAAAAAAAGACAACAAGCAGCAGCGGGAAUAUAAACUUAUCAAAAGACCAGGACUGCUCGCCUGUGGAAACUGAGGAAAUCCUUUCACAAGCCCCCCUGGCCCCCUCCCGACCUGACAUACACACUGCCUGAAGCUUCCCCCCCUCGUAAGCCUUAAAAAAAUAUUUUAAAAAAAACGCAAAAUGGGUGAUCAGCCGGAGGACGGCUCGUUUAUGUUCACAUCAGAGUCUGUGGGAGAGGGACAUCCAGACAAAAUCUGCGACCAGAUCAGCGAUGCCGUCCUGGACGCGCACCUCAAGCAGGACCCCGAUGCCAAAGUGGCCUGUGAGACGGUCUGCAAGACGGGCAUGGUGCUGCUCUGUGGCGAGAUCACGUCCCGCGCCAACGUGGACUACCAGAAGGUGGUGAGGGACGCCAUCAAGCACAUCGGCUAUGACAACUCCGACAAAGGUUUUGACUACAAGACGUGUAAUGUCCUGGUGGCUCUGGAGCAGCAGAGUCCGGACAUUGCUCAGGGUGUCCAUGUGGACCGCAAGGAGGAGGACAUUGGCGCAGGAGACCAGGGUCUGAUGUUUGGCUACGCCACGGACGAGACGGAAGAGUGCAUGCCGCUCACCAUCGUCUUAGCCCACAAGCUCAACUCCAAGAUGGCCGAGUUAAGACGCAACGGUAUCAUCCCUUGGCUGCGUCCCGACUCCAAAACCCAGGUGACUGUGCAUUACGACCAGAAAGAUGGCGCUGUGAUCCCCAAGAGAGUCCACACCAUUGUCAUCUCGGUGCAGCACGACGACUGCAUCUCUCUGGAGGAGCAGAAGAAAGUCCUCAAGGAGAAGGUGAUCAACGCGGUGGUCCCCGCCAAAUACCUGGACGCCAACACCAUCUAUCACCUGCAGCCCAGCGGCCGCUUCGUCAUCGGGGGCCCACAGGGAGACGCCGGCGUCACGGGCCGGAAGAUUAUCGUGGACACGUACGGGGGGUGGGGGGCUCACGGCGGUGGCGCCUUCUCCGGCAAGGACUUCUCCAAAGUGGACCGCUCGGCCGCCUACGCCGCCCGCUGGGUGGCCAAGUCUCUGGUCAAGGCCAAGCUCUGCAGGAGGGUGUUGGUCCAGGUCUCCUACGCCAUCGGUGUGGCUCACCCUUUGUCCAUCUCGUUGUUCACGUACGGCUCGUCCAACAAAAGCGAAUCGGAGCUGCUGCACAUUGUCAACAAAAACUUUGACCUGAGGCCAGGAGUUAUCGUGAGGGAGCUUCACCUGAAGAGGCCCAUCUACCAGCAGACUGCCACUUACGGCCACUUCGGUCGGCCCGAGUUCAGUUGGGAGGUUCCUAAAAGGCUCGUCCUCUAAGCGCUCCAUCUCCUCACAGCACUACGAGAGGACCUGGACCAACCUAAAACCAACUAAACCAAAAGCUGUAAACACAUGAUGAGCUGCGAAAAGAGGUGUACCGUGAAGGACACCUGAUAGGAACAAAGACAUCCAUCCUAUUGAAUUGUUGCGCGGUGCUUCUUUGUUUUCUUUUAAAUAUACGGUACGUAUAAUCAUAACCACCUCAAUACUGUGAAAGUACAACAACCCCCACGCAGGAGAUGUUUUGACAACAACUUUUCAUGUCAUUGCUGCUUCAACCAAAAGCUUCACUUCUCAAUCUUUGUAUGUCAUGUGUGCUGCUGGAAAGCGGGUCACAAGCAUCACGGUGCUCCACCAAACAGGUCAAUAAAACAUCGUUUAUGUCAUCAGAAGCAUGUUACAACCAAACUUUUCAAAACGGACAUUCAAGACGUGUACUUUUGUUCACUUUCGGGGACCUCUUUGCGCCCAUGCCAUUUCUCGAAACCUAAAAAGCCCCCAAAUAGCACAAAUGUUCGUAUUUAAUACCGCCUCAAUAUUUUUUUUCCCGUGCAGCUGCUACUGGUUGCCAAUUGUGUGUUUUUGCCAUGCAAUUCUGAAAACAAACGAGUCUUAAAAAGCCCCAAAAUGGUACAAAUGCUCAUUAUA